AGGGUUGAGCAGGACCAAGGAUUAGUAAUGGCGGCGUCUGGGGAGCCCGGGAGGCCCUGGCAGGAGGAGGAGGCAGCAGCGGUGGUGGUGGUGGGUUCCUGCAUGACCGACCUGGUCAGUCUUACUUCUCGCUUGCCAAAAACUGGAGAAACCAUCCACGGACAUAAGUUUUUUAUUGGCUUUGGAGGAAAAGGUGCCAACCAGUGUGUCCAAGCUGCACGGCUUGGAGCAAAAGCGGCCAUAGUCUGCAAGGUUGGCAACGAUUCUUUUGGCAAUGAUUACAUAGAAAACUUAAAACAAAAUCAUAUUUCUACAGAGUUUACAUAUCAGACCAGAGAUGCAGCUACAGGAACAGCCUCCAUAAUUGUCAAUAGUGAAGGCCAGAAUAUCAUCGUCAUAGUGGCUGGAGCAAAUCUGCUUUUGAAUACUGAAGACUUGAAGGAGGCAGCCAGUGUCAUUAACCGAGCCAAAGUGAUGAUCUGCCAGCUAGAAAUAAGCCCAGCAGCUUCUCUGGAAGCUCUGACAAUAGCCCGCAGGAGUGGAGUGAAAACCUUGUUCAACCCAGCCCCAGCCAUGGCUGACCUGGACCCCCAGUUCUAUACCCUCUCCAGUGUUUUCUGCUGCAACGAGAGCGAGGCUGAGAUUUUAACAGGCCAUGCAGUGAGUGACCCGACCACGGCUGAGAAGGCUGCAUUGGUUCUCCUAGAACGGGGCUGCCAAGUUGUGGUCAUCACCUUAGGGGCUUCAGGAUGUGUGACACUGUCACAGGCUGAGCCUGUUCCAAAGCACAUUCCCACAGAAGCUGUCAAGGCUGUAGAUACCACGGGUGCUGGUGACAGUUUUGUGGGAGCGCUGGCCUUCUACCUGGCUUACUACCCCAAUCUGUCCUUGGAAGAAAUGCUCAAGAGAUCCAAUUUCAUCGCUGCAGUCAGUGUCCAGGCCACAGGAACACAGUCCUCUUAUCCAUACAAAAAAGACCUCCCUCUUGCUCUAUUUUGACCACUGCUAACCCAAUAAAUACAAUCUGGGAAGUAAAUGCA
Messenger RNA from Mus pahari (shrew mouse), 1040 nucleotides. RefSeq names its product ribokinase (gene Rbks). NCBI's taxonomy places the organism in Eukaryota, Metazoa, Chordata, Mammalia, Rodentia, Muridae. Gene Ontology annotation, biological process: D-ribose metabolic process. The record is from RefSeq and is a predicted model, not a curated record. The coding region runs from base 28 to 999 and encodes 323 amino acids. The transcript has 8 exons. Gene Ontology annotation, molecular function: ribokinase activity.